Molecule: messenger RNA, 1429 nt
Organism: Candoia aspera
Lineage: Eukaryota; Metazoa; Chordata; Lepidosauria; Squamata; Candoiidae
Gene: PHYHD1
Product: phytanoyl-CoA dioxygenase domain containing 1
Exons: 11
Coding region: 114-995 (293 amino acids)
Source: RefSeq, a predicted model, not a curated record
AUGUGAUGCUGGGUUGACCUCCACGGCUUAGCGGUCGGGAAGAUUGAAUCCUGGACGCCCAGUGAACUGGACACGGCAAACGCUUUCUUUCAUAAGGGACGCUUGUAACGUCAAUGGCACCUGUCACCCCAGAGCAGCUUUCUAAGUUCCACCAGGACGGCUUCUUGGUCCUUGAACGGUUUUUCAGCCCGGAAGAAUGUGAUGCAAUGAGGGCCCAGAUCCGAAACAUAGUUGCCUCUAUGGACGUGCCACCCCACUGCCGCACCGAGUUUUCAACCAAGGAGAUGGAACAGCUCCAGGCCCAGGGCUCCGCCGAAUAUUUUCUCACCAGUGGAGACAAAAUCAGAUUCUUUUUUGAAAAAGGUGUCUUUGACAAAAAAGGGAAUUUUCUUGUCCCAAAGGAGAAAUCUAUCAACAAAAUUGGUCAUGCAUUGCACGCCCACGAUCCUGUCUUCAAGCAAAUGACCCACGCGGCCAAGGUGCAGGGCUUGGUCAGAAAAUUGGGCCUUCAGAACCCCGUGGUGGUGCAAAGCAUGUACAUCUUCAAGCAACCCGGCAUUGGCGGAGAAGUGACACCGCAUCAGGACGCCACUUUUUUGCACACAAAACCUUUGGGCAAAGUUAUGGGUCUCUGGAUUGCUCUGGAAAAUGCCACGCCAGAGAACAGCUGUUUAUGGUUCAUUCCCGGUUCACACACAACUGGCAUCACGCGGAGGAUGGCCCGAGCUCCCCCUGGCACAGUCCCUUGCACCGAUUUCGUCGGCACCAAGCAGGAGUAUGACAACCGCCAGUUUGUCCCUGUGCCCGUGGGCAAAGGGGGCUUGGUCCUUAUCCAUGGUGAGGUGGUGCACAAAAGUGAAGCAAACUCUUCCGAAGAAUCCCGCGAGGUUUACACCUUCCAUCUGAUGGAGGACAAGGACGCUGUUUGGAGCGCCGAGAACUGGCUCCAGCCAACUCCAGAAUUGCCUUUCCCAUCUCUGUACACGUGCAGCUAAAACCUGGAACCUCUGCUUAGGGACCGCCGCACCUUUCGGAGACCGGCGGGGGAUGGCGCUGCUCUUCAGAUCUAAGUCUGUAGCAGGGGGAUUUCUACUUACGGCUUCAUGUCAUCUCGGAAUCUGCCGAGUCCAUUUGGGAGCGAGAGUGGGGGCUUAAAAAAACAGCGUGGUGUGGGGCUGAGAGCCUCAGAUCCUGGCUGGGGAAAGGCAGACUCUAGUUUUCGCUCAGCAGUGACCCACGUAGGGACGUUGUGAAGAGAAAGGAGGCACGCGGGGAAAGAGCCCUGCUUCUGGCUUGUGAUGGGAAGGGCAAGAGAGAAAUGCGAUAAAAUACUGACUGGGAUCACGUACCCACAAUGGACUACAUCUCCGUAAGAACAUCUCAUACUUCAGCAGCAUGGAAUGAAUUUCUAUUAUUGCCCUUUUAGAAA